Molecule: messenger RNA, 525 nt
Organism: Rhizoctonia solani
Lineage: Eukaryota; Fungi; Basidiomycota; Agaricomycetes; Cantharellales; Ceratobasidiaceae
Product: ubiquitin-conjugating enzyme
Exons: 7
Coding region: 1-525 (174 amino acids)
Source: RefSeq, a predicted model, not a curated record
AUGUCGUCCAUCGCUACAAAGAGGCUGAAUAAGGAGUUGAAAGAGCUGCUAGAUCCCGAGAAAGGUCCUCCAGUCGGGAUUAAGGUAUUGAAUACCGAUGACUUGAAGGUCUGGACACUUUCCAUCGAAGUCCUAGGCGAGAGCGUAUAUCAGGGCGAGAUUUUUGUUCUACGAUUCACUUUUACAGACCGAUAUCCUAUGGAGUCACCAGAGGUAGUUUUUGUGGUGAAUGAAGAGUACCAAGCGCCCAUUCAUCCGCAUGUGUACUCCAAUGGGCACAUAUGUGCCUCUAUCCUAGGAAGCGAAUGGAGUCCCGUAUUGAACACAUCUUCGUUGAUAUCUCUGUACACCGGCUCAAUGGGCAAAUCUGAUGCAGAAGAAGGAAAGGCAAGUGAAGUGGCCGCUUGGAUGUGGAGACAACCUGAUUACCAGUCUCAAAGACCCGUGGACAACGACCGCUACGUAAGAUCAGCACCCCUGUCUCCUAAACAAACCCGUUUCCACUAUGAUGAUGACACCGUUUGA